Closterium sp. Naga37s-1 is the source of this 285-nucleotide messenger RNA. NCBI's taxonomy places the organism in Eukaryota, Viridiplantae, Streptophyta, Zygnematophyceae, Desmidiales, Closteriaceae. The record is from the annotation of a GenBank genome assembly.
ACGUGCAAUCUUCUCUCCGGCUACCAGCAGUGCGAGCUGCUGCUAGAGUCUGUCGCCUGCGCCGCUACAUGCAACCCUGACAUGGGUAACUACGUCAUCAAGUACAAUGAGGGCCCCACAAUCACCAUCUGCCCCGCGUUUGCCGACCAACUUUACGCAGCCUGCAAGGAUUCGCGAUUCGGAAUCAUGAACAACGUCACCGACGCUACCACGUUCGCCAGCGCCUCUCUGACGGGUUUCGGCGCAAUGUUCGGCAUCAUUGCGUUCAAAGCGGUCGUGGAUAGC